GUCGUCCCAUUCCACCUACGUCCUCGUCUAGCCUUCUCCCAUCUGGUCAACUGCCCAGCUCCCAUAAUCCACCACCAGUUAGCUGCCAGAUGCCCUUGCUAGACAGCAAUACUUCCCAUCAAAUUAUGGACACCAACCCUGAUGAGGAGUUCUGCCCAAAUUCAUACCUACUAAGAGCAUGCACAGGGCCACAGCAAACUUCCACCAGUGGGCCUUCAAAUCAUCACAGUCAGUCAACUCUGAGACCACCUCUUCCACCACCUCACAAUCAUACUCUAUCCCAUCACCAUUCUUCUGCCAACUCCCUCAACAGGAAUUCCUUAACAAAUCGGCGGAACCAGAUCCAUGCGCCAGCUCCUGCACCAAAUGAUUUAGCCACCACUCCUGAAUCUGUUCAGUUACAGGAUAGCUGGGUGCUGAAUAGCAACGUGCCUCUUGAGACCAGGCAUUUUUUGUUCAAGACAUCAUCUGGAACAACUCCUCUCUUCAGUAGUUCUUCCCCUGGAUACCCAUUGACCUCAGGAACAGUUUACACACCACCUCCCCGACUGUUACCUAGAAAUACUUUCUCCAGAAAUGCAUUCAAGCUGAAAAAGCCCUCUAAAUACUGUAGCUGGAAGUGUGCUGCUUUAUCAGCUAUCGCUGCUGCAAUCUUGCUUGCUAUACUGUUGGCCUAUUUCAUAGCAAUGCAUAUGCUUGGGCUAAAUUGGCAGCUACAACCAGUAGAUGGACACACCUUUAACAAUGGAAUAAGGACAGGCUUGCCAGGUUCUGAUGAUGUAGCAACCAUGCCAUCUGGAGGUAAAGGACCAUGGGCCACUAGAAACAAUAGCAUUGACAGUGGGGAGGCAGAGGUCGGACGGAGGGUCACGCAAGAAGUGCCACAAGGAGUAUUCUGGCGAGCACAAAUUCACAUUGCGCAGCCACAGUUCCUGAAAUUCAAUAUCUCUUUAGGGAAGGAUGCACUUUUUGCUGUCUAUAUAAGAAGAGGACUUCCACCAUCCCAUGUACAGUAUGAUUUUAUGGAACGUUUAGAUGGAAAAGAGAAAUGGAGUGUCGUGGAGUCUCCUCGUGAGCGUCGAAGUAUCCAGACGCUGGUUCAGAAUGAAGCCGUAUUUGUUCAGUAUUUGGACGUGGGGCUGUGGCACCUUGCUUUUUACAAUGAUGGCAAAGAUAAAGAAGUGGUUUCUUUCAGUACUGUCAUAUUGGAUUCUGUACAGGACUGUCCACGCAAUUGUCAUGGGAAUGGCGAAUGUGUAUCUGGAAUCUGUCAUUGUUUUCCUGGCUACCAUGGGGCAGACUGUGCAAAAGCUGCGUGUCCAGUUCUGUGCAGUGGCAAUGGACAAUACACCAAAGGAGCCUGUUUGUGCUACAGUGGCUGGAAAGGGCCAGAGUGUGACAUACCCAUCAGCCAGUGUAUUGAUCCGUCAUGCGGAGGCCAUGGUUCUUGCAUUGAAGGGAACUGUGUUUGCUCUGUAGGAUACAAAGGCGAAAACUGUGAGGAAGUUGAUUGCUUGGAUCCAUCCUGUUCCAACCAUGGUGUCUGUGUAAAUGGAGAAUGCCUCUGUAGCCCAGGCUGGGGAGGUUUAAAUUGUGAACUUCCACGUGCCCAGUGUCCAGACCAGUGCAGUGGGCAUGGCACAUAUCUCUCUGAUACAGGCCUCUGUAACUGUGAUCCUAACUGGAUGGGUCCUGACUGCUCCGUUGAAGUAUGUGCUGUAGACUGUGGCACUCAUGGUGUAUGCAUUGGCGGAGCAUGUCGCUGUGAAGAGGGCUGGACAGGGAUAGCCUGUGACCAACGUGUUUGCCAUCCCCGCUGCACAGAACAUGGAACUUGUAAAGAUGGAAAAUGUGAAUGCCGAGAGGGCUGGAAUGGGGAGCACUGCACCAUUGAUGGCUGCCCUGAUUUGUGCAAUGGCAAUGGGAGAUGCACACUCGGUCAGAACAGCUGGCAGUGUGUCUGCCAGACCGGCUGGAGAGGGCCUGGAUGCAAUGUUGCUAUGGAAACCUCCUGUGCUGAUAACAAGGAUAAUGAGGGAGAUGGCCUCAUUGAUUGUCUGGAUCCAGAUUCGACGGAGUAUUACUUGAGCACUGGCAUUGAAUUAAAUUUCUUUUCCAGCCUGGUAUCUCUGAUAAGGGGCCAAGUGGUGACUACAGAUGGAACCCCACUUGUUGGAGUCAAUGUGUCAUUUGUCAAGUAUCCAAAAUAUGGCUACACCAUCACUCGCCAGGAUGGCACGUUUGAUUUGAUUGCAAAUGGAGGAGGAUCUCUAACUCUUCAUUUUGAACGAGCUCCAUUCAUGAGUCAAGAGAAGACAGUGUGGCUACCAUGGAAUAGCUUCUAUGCAAUGGAUACCCUCACUAUGAAAACUGAAGAGAACUCUAUUCCCAGCUGUGACUUAAGUGGUUUUAUCAGACCCGAUCCUGUUAUAAUUUCAUCACCACUUUCCACCUUUUUCAGUGAUGCCCCUGGUCGAAAUUCAAUUGUUCCAGAGACCCAGGUUCUUCAUGAAGAAAUUGAGAUUCCAGGUGCCAACAUAAAGCUCUGCUAUCUGAGUUCCCGUACUGCUGGAUACAGAUCCUUGCUUAAAAUCACCAUGACACAAUCUCUUGUGCCUCUGAACUUAAUUAAAGUUCAUCUCAUGGUAGCAGUGGAAGGGCAUCUUUUCCAAAAGUCAUUCCAAGCAUCUCCCAAUUUGGCAUAUACUUUCAUUUGGGAUAAAACAGAUGCCUAUGGCCAGAAAGUUUACGGGCUCUCGGAUGCUGUAGUGUCUGUGGGCUUCGAGUAUGAGACCUGUCCCAGUCUGAUUUUAUGGGAAAAAAGGACUGCUCUACUGCAAGGCUUUGAACUUGACCCUUCAAAUCUAGGUGGUUGGUCAUUGGAUAAGCAUCAUGUUCUUAAUAUAAAAAGUGGUAUUCUACACAAAGGUAGUGGAGAGAAUCAGUUUUUAACUCAACAACCAGCAGUAAUUACCAGCAUUAUGGGAAAUGGUCGUCGGCGAAGUAUCUCCUGCCCAAGUUGCAAUGGACUUGCAGAAGGAAACAAACUUCUUGCUCCUGUGGCACUUGCAGUGGGAAUUGAUGGGAGCCUGUUUGUUGGGGAUUUCAACUACAUUCGACGCAUCUUUCCCUCAAGGAACGUCACCAGCAUUUUGGAGCUAAGAAAUAAAGAAUUUAAACAUAGUAACAAUCCUGCCCACAAGUACUAUCUAGCUGUGGAUCCUGUUUCAGGCUCUCUUUAUGUUUCGGAUACCAACAGUCGUCGUAUUUAUAAAGUCAAGAGCCUUACUGGUGCAAAAGACCUGGCUGGUAAUUCGGAAGUGGUUGCAGGGACAGGAGAGCAGUGCCUGCCUUUUGAUGAGGCCAGAUGUGGUGAUGGAGGGAAAGCAAUAGAUGCAACAUUAAUGAGCCCUCGAGGUAUUGCAGUGGAUAAAUAUGGCCUUAUGUACUUUGUUGAUGCAACAAUGAUCAGGAAAGUUGAUCAGAAUGGUAUCAUAUCAACUCUGCUAGGCUCUAACGAUCUAACUGCUGUUCGGCCACUGAGCUGUGAUUCCAGCAUGGAUGUUACCCAGGUGCGACUGGAAUGGCCAACUGAUCUGGCUGUCAAUCCAAUGGAUAACUCACUGUAUGUUUUGGAGAAUAAUGUCAUUUUGCGAAUCACUGAGAACCAUCAGGUUAGCAUUAUUGCUGGUCGUCCAAUGCACUGUCAGGUUCCUGGGAUAGACUACUCUCUUAGUAAACUGGCCAUUCAUUCUGCUUUGGAGUCAGCCAGUGCCAUUGCCAUCUCACACGCUGGCAUUCUUUACAUCAGUGAAACAGAUGAGAAAAAAAUUAACCGGCUUCGUCAGGUCACCACGAAUGGCGAGAUUUGUCUUCUGGCUGGGGCAGCUUCAGACUGUGACUGCAAAAAUGACGUCAACUGUAAUUGCUAUGCUGGGGAUGAUGCUUAUGCAACUGAUGCCAUCUUAAACACCCCGUCCUCCUUAGCGGUAGCACCAGAUGGUACAAUUUAUAUAGCAGAUCUUGGAAACAUACGCAUCAGAGCAGUCAGCAAAAAUAAACCAAUCCUCAACUCUUUCAACCAAUAUGAAAUUGCUUCACCAAGAGAGCAGGAGCUGUACAUCUUCAACAUUGAUGGUAUCCAUCAAUAUACUCUCAGUCUUGUCACAGGGGAAUAUCUAUAUAAUUUCACCUAUAGUACUGAUAACGAUGUGACUGAGUUGGUUGAUAAUAACGGCAACUCUCUGAAAAUUAGGCGGGACACCAAUGGAGCUGCACGCCAUUUUUUAAUGCCUGACAAUCAAAUUGUGACUCUUGCUGUCAGCACCAACGGUGGUCUCAAAGCAGUGUCAACCCAGACCUUGGAACUUGGAUUAAUGACAUAUCAUGGAAGCAGUGGUCUCCUGGCAACAAAAAGUGAUGAAACGGGAUGGACAACCUUUUAUGAUUAUGACCAUGAAGGACGCCUUACCAAUGUAACUCGCCCUACUGGUGUAGUAACCAGCCUUCAUCGUGAAAUGGAAAAGUCUAUUACUAUAGAUAUUGAAAACUCCAACCGUGAUGAUGAUGUCACAGUAAUUACCAAUCUCUCCUCUGUGGAGGCAUCCUACACAGUUGUUCAAGAUCAAGUGAGAAACAGCUAUCAGCUCUGCAGUAAUGGUACCCUGCGAGUGAUGUAUGCAAAUGGAAUGGGUAUUAGUUUCCACAGUGAGCCACAUGUCCUAGCUGGGACUGUGACCCCAGCAAUAGGACGAUGUAAUAUUUCACUGCCAAUGGAAAACGGCUUAAAUUCAAUAGAGUGGCGCCUCAGAAAAGAACAAAUUAAAGGAAAAGUUACUGUGUUUGGAAGAAAGCUCAGGGUCCAUGGAAGAAAUUUGCUGUCGAUUGAUUAUGAUCGGAACAUUCGUACAGAGAAAAUAUACGAUGAUCACCGGAAGUUUACACUUCGUAUUAUUUACGAUCAGCUUGGACGCCCUUUUCUCUGGCUACCCAGCAGUGGACUUGCUGCUGUGAAUGUCUCUUAUUUUUCAAAUGGACGAUUGGCUGGGCUUCAGCGUGGUGCCAUGAGUGAAAGAACAGAGAUUGACAAACAAGGCAGGAUUAUUGCUCGCAUGUUUGCUGAUGGAAAAGUGUGGAGUUAUACAUACUUAGAAAAAUCUAUGGUGCUACUCCUUCAAAGUCAGCGGCAGUACAUCUUUGAAUAUGACUCUUCAGAUCGGCUGCAUGCUGUCACUAUGCCAAGUAUAGCUCGACACAGCAUGAGCACUCACACCUCAAUCGGCUAUAUUCGAAAUAUUUAUAACCCACCUGAAAGUAAUGCUUCAGUGAUUUUUGAUUACAGCGAUGAUGGAAGGAUUUUGAAAACAUCUUUUUUAGGAACUGGUCGGCAAGUUUUCUACAAAUACGGGAAGUUAUCCAAGUUGUCGGAGAUUGUGUAUGACUGCACAGCAGUGACUUUUGGAUAUGAUGAAACUACUGGAGUUCUGAAGAUGGUCAACCUACAGAGUGGGGGCUUUUCUUGCACCAUCCGCUAUCGUAAAAUUGGCCCUCUGGUUGACAAACAGAUUUACAGAUUCUCUGAAGAAGGUAUGGUCAAUGCUAGGUUUGAUUAUACCUAUCAUGAUAAUAGUUUUCGAAUAGCUAGCAUCAAGCCUAUAAUAAGUGAGAUCCCUCUUCCAGUUGACCUCUAUCGUUAUGAUGAAAUCUCAGGCAAAGUAGAGCACUUUGGCAAAUUUGGGGUAAUCUAUUAUGAUAUAAAUCAAAUAAUCACUACGGCUGUAAUGACACUGAGCAAACAUUUUGAUACACACGGACGGAUUAAAGAAGUUCAGUAUGAAAUGUUCCGAUCACUCAUGUAUUGGAUGACAGUGCAAUAUGACAGCAUGGGAAGGGUAACUAAGAGAGAAUUAAAGCUUGGGCCUUAUGCCAAUACAACUAAAUAUACAUAUGAUUAUGAUGGAGACGGGCAGCUCCAGAGUGUGGCAGUCAAUGACAGACCAAACUGGCGUUACAGUUAUGAUCUAAAUGGCAACUUGCAUCUCUUGAAUCCUGGGAACAGUAUCCGAUUGAUGCCACUGCGCUAUGAUCUAAGAGAUAGAAUUACACGACUAGGUGAUAUGCAGUAUAAAAUUGAUGAUGAUGGUUUUCUGUGUCAAAGAGGUUCUGACAUAUUUGAGUACAAUUCCAAGGGCCUCUUAACAAGAGCUUAUAAUAAAGCAAAUGGAUGGAGUGUUCAAUACCGUUACGAUGGAUUAGGAAGACGAGCUUCUUACAAAACUAACUUGGGACAUCACCUUCAAUAUUUUUAUGCUGACCUUCACAACCCAACUAGGAUAACACACGUGUAUAACCACUCAAAUUCAGAAAUUACCUCUCUGUACUAUGAUCUGCAAGGUCAUCUUUUUGCAAUGGAAAGCAGCAAUGGAGAAGAAUAUUAUGUUGCCUCGGAUAAUACGGGUACACCACUGGCAGUUUUCAGUAUCAACGGUCUAAUGAUCAAGCAACUGCAGUACACAGCCUAUGGGGAGAUCUAUCAUGAUUCUAAUCCUGACUUCCAAAUAGUCAUUGGAUUUCAUGGAGGGCUAUAUGAUCCCUUAACAAAACUGGUCCAUUUUACUCAAAGAGAUUAUGAUGUUUUGGCUGGACGUUGGACCUCUCCUGAUUAUACAAUGUGGAACAAUGUUGGUAAGGAACCUGCCCCAUUCAACUUGUAUAUGUUCAAGAGCAACAAUCCUCUCAGCAAUGAACUGGAUUUAAAGAACUAUGUGACAGAUGUGAAAAGCUGGCUAGUGAUGUUUGGCUUUCAACUCAGCAACAUUAUACCCGGCUUCCCAAGAGCAAAAAUGUACUUCGUCCCACCUCCUUAUGAACUGUCGGAAUCGCAGGCCUGUGAACGUGGUCAGUUAAUUACCGGCGUGCAGCAAACAACAGAGAGGCACAACCAAGCCUUCAUGGCCCUUGAGGGACAAGUCAUAUCAAAAAGAUUACAUGCCUAUCGUAGAGAAAAAGCAGGUCACUGGUUUGCAACCACUACUCCAAUUAUAGGUAAGGGGAUCAUGUUUGCUGUGAAAGAAGGCAAGGUAACCACCGGCAUCUCAAGCACUGCAACGGAAGACAGCCGAAAAAUUGCGUCAGUGCUGAACAAUGCUUACUACUUGGACAAAAUGCACUACAGCAUUGAGGGGAAAGACACCCAUUAUUUUGUCAAGAUUGGCUCCUCUGAUGGUGAUCUUGUCACCCUAGCCAUGACAAGUGGACGCAAAGUAUUGGACAGUGGAGUCAAUGUUACAGUGUCCCAGCCAACCCUCCUAAUCAAUGGAAGGACUCGAAGGUUUACCAACGUUGAAUUCCAAUAUUCUACUUUAUUGAUUAACAUACGUUACGGUCUGACCCCAGACACUCUGGAUGAAGAAAAGGCUAGAGUUCUGGACCAAGCUCGGCAGCGGGCUUUGGGGUCAGCCUGGGCCAAAGAGCAACAGAAGGCACGGGAUGGCAAAGAGGGGAGCCGCCUGUGGACUGAAGGAGAGAAGCAGCAGCUUUUGAGCACAGGGAGAGUCCAAGGGUAUGAAGGAUACUAUGUGCUCCCAGUAGAGCAGUAUCCAGAGCUGGCAGACAGUAGCAGCAACAUCCAGUUCUUAAGACAGAAUGAAAUGGGAAAGAGGUAACCAAUCAAUCUGCUGUCAUCCUUGCCUGGAUGAAUCAGUAGUUACAACUGUUAUCUCCUCUCCUAAGGAGAUGAAGACCAUCGGGGGCACUCGGCUGAGCUGCUUUGGGAUAAGGAGUGGCAAGUGAGCUCACAUUUUUUGAGUCAAAUGCUGCUGUUGGAAGGAUUAAGAACUACAUCCUGAAGUGGACUAAAGCCAGACUGAACACUUUUAAGUCACUUAAGUUCAAAAGUACCCCAUAAAUAUUACCCACUUGUUGUGGGUCUAAAGAAAAAAAUAAUAAUUUCACAACAAAAAAAAAAGAUUGAAAAAGAAGGCCUCAUCUUAUAUUACCUCACUCCAUUCACAUGUGAGCAAAUUUGUUCAAGAAAUCUAAGAGGGCCACCCACCAUCCACUAAGUCAGCUGAUGAGAAAGAUUCUUCAGGCUGCUUGUUUGAUAAACAUUCUCGAGGUUUUUUUUCAUUUAAAAGCAAAAUACAGGUGCAUUUAAUACAUGACUUCUGGGGUGAUUUGUGUGUAGCAACUGGAAGAAAGGAGAACAGGAGCAACAGAGCACUGGAAAUAGGAACAGAAAUAUACUAAGGAAUAUAAAUCUGAACUUGCACUCUGACCCUGCUUAUGUCUGGCCUAAGGUUAACUUAUUCAAAGAGGGCAGAGUGUAAAGUUCAAUUUGAAAUUGUGGCUAUAAAUCACUACUGAUAAAUUUCAUACUCUGUUUGUCUUUGAAGAUUCCAUUGUGGACAGUAACACAGUUGCAGGGUGUAGUCUGUUUAGAUUCAGUAGUUUGUUGGUCAGUUCUGGUAGAGCUGUGGGCAUUGUGUUAACACUGUUGCAAAUGGGCACCAAUUCAGAUCACCCUGUACAUACAUCAGCCAGAAGGCACAAUCACUGUUUCAGAUUUUAAAAAGAAAAAAUAUUAGUGUGUUUGUUUGGUCAAGAAACUGAGACAAUCACAUUAUGGUCACUAAGAAAAAUAAAAAAAAAUAAAAAUAAAAAACAAGUCUAAUAAGAACUUUGGUACAAAACUUUUUUGUAUUAUACAUGUAUGAAUUGUUCAUUGAGUUUUUAUAUUAAUUUUAAUUUGCUGCUAAGCAAAGAAUAGAGACAGGCAAAGAUAAUUUAUGGCAAAGUGUUUAAAUUGUUUAUACAUAAAUAAAGUCUC
Molecule: messenger RNA, 8827 nt
Organism: Protobothrops mucrosquamatus (brown spotted pit viper)
Lineage: Eukaryota; Metazoa; Chordata; Lepidosauria; Squamata; Viperidae
Gene: TENM2
Product: teneurin transmembrane protein 2
Exons: 27
Biological process (GO): heterophilic cell-cell adhesion; neuron development; signal transduction
Cellular component (GO): membrane; neuron projection
Molecular function (GO): protein heterodimerization activity; protein homodimerization activity; cell adhesion molecule binding
Source: RefSeq, a predicted model, not a curated record